Diprion similis is the source of this 849-nucleotide messenger RNA. RefSeq lists its product as uncharacterized. The transcript has 4 exons. Bases 1 to 849 code for a protein of 282 amino acids. Lineage: Eukaryota; Metazoa; Arthropoda; Insecta; Hymenoptera; Diprionidae. Gene Ontology annotation, molecular function: DNA helicase activity. The record is from RefSeq and is a predicted model, not a curated record. Gene Ontology annotation, biological process: telomere maintenance; DNA repair.
AUGCCUAUUAAUGCUCGCCAAUUAUUCGAAAAAUACAAAUCUGAUUUUGUUAAUCAUAACGAGUAUAACAAACAAAACGAACAAAAGGCUUUGCAAGCAGUCGAAGUUUCCGUGAAUAGUCUAACCAAAAAUCAAGGUGUUGCAUUUAAUGCGGUUUUGGCGGCAGUCCGUGGUGUAUCUUCUGAUAAGUGUAUCUAUUUGGACGGUCCCGGUAGCAGUGGAAAGAGCUACUUACAUAACACGAUUAUUUCUACGUUGAAUAGUGAGAACAUAAUCGUACUGCCUGUGGCAUGGACUGGAAUCGCAGCAAACUUAUCAAAAGGGGGCAGGACGGCUCACUCAACGUUUAAAUUACCAUUUCUUUUGAAUGAACAAUCAACGUUUAUAAUUUGGGACGAAAUAACGAUGGCAUCAAAAUACGCAUUAGAAGCCGUUGAUCGUAUGUUAAGAGACGUAUGCUGCUGCAAUGAACUAUUUGGGGGUAAAGUAGUCAUAGUUAGCGGUAAUUUCCGGCAAACUCUACCUGCCGUACGACGUGUUAAUAGAACACAAAUUUUAGAAGCGUGCGUUAAAAGAAGCAGUUCAUGGUGUCAUUUUGUUGUUAUUAUUCCGACUGAUAUACUGUCGAAAGGAAAUAUUGUGCAAGGAAUAUUUGGUGAAAGUAUUGAUCCACAAGAUUUAUCAACUUUUAGCGAAGUUAUUUUAGCCCCGACAAAUACCGACGUUAUUGCCAUUGAUAAUGAAAUAUUGUCAAAAAUCAAAGGUUCCAGUGUUGACUAUCUGAGUGUAGAUCGUGCCCCAUCUUACGCCAUUAUUUCUCAAGCUGGGUCUCUAAAAAGACUGAAAUAA